AUGAGCUCUCUUAACAAAUUAGCGAUUGACAAGCUGAACCUUGCUGGAAAACGCGUUUUGAUUCGUGUCGAUUUCAAUGUGCCUCUCAAGGAGGGUAAAAUCACAAACAAUCAGCGCAUUACCGCUGCUCUUCCAACAAUCGAGCAUGCAUUGAAAAAUGGCGCCAAGUCGGUGGUUUUGAUGUCUCAUUUGGGAAGACCAGAUGGCCGUAGACAGGAGAAAUAUACUUUGAAACCAGUUGCUGAUGAACUGAAGGCUCUUCUUAAGAGGGACAUCAUUUUCCUCAACGACUGUGUUGGAGAAGAAGUUGAGAAAGCCUGUGCUGAUCCAGCUGAUGGGUCCGUAAUUCUUCUCGAGAACCUUCGUUUCCAUUUGGAAGAAGAAGGCAAGGGAGUUGACGAUAAGGGAAACAAGAUCAAGGCGAACGCUGAUGAUGUCAAGAAAUUCCGCGAAUCGCUCACAAAAUUGGGAGACGUCUAUGUCAACGACGCUUUUGGAACUGCUCAUCGAGCCCACAGUUCGAUGGUUGGAGUUCAGCAUCAGCAACGCGCCAGCGGUUUCUUGUUGAAGAACGAGCUUUCUUACUUUAGCAAGGCUCUUGACAACCCUACGAGACCAUUCUUAGCGAUUCUUGGAGGAGCCAAGGUCGCUGACAAGAUUCAACUCAUUAAGAACAUGCUUGACAAGGUCGAUGAAAUGAUCAUUGGAGGAGGAAUGGCGUACACUUUUUUGAAGGUCUCGCAGGGAAUUAAGAUAGGAAACUCCCUCUAUGAUGAAGAGGGAGCUAAGAUUGUCAACGAGCUUUUGGAAGCUGCCAAGGCUAAGAAUGUCAAGAUCCAUCUCCCAGUUGACUUUGUAAUCGCCGACAAGUUCGCUGAGGACGCGUCUGCUAGAGUUGCGACUGCCUCCGAAGGAGUUCCAGAUGGGUUCAUGGGACUUGACGUUGGACCGGAAUCCAACAAGAUUUUCGCUGCUGCCGUGCAGCGCGCUAAGACCAUCGUCUGGAACGGACCCGCUGGGGUAUUCGAAUGGGACAAAUUCGCCAGCGGAACGAAGAGUAUUAUGGAUGAAGUUGUCAAAGCCACUCAGAAUGGAGCAAUAACUAUCAUCGGAGGAGGAGACACUGCCACUGCCGCUAAGAAGUACAAGACUGAGGAUAAGGUUUCCCAUGUGUCAACCGGAGGAGGUGCCAGUCUCGAACUUCUUGAAGGAAAGAAUCUUCCAGGAGUCGAUGCCCUUUCACCAGCUUAA
Molecule: messenger RNA, 1251 nt
Organism: Caenorhabditis bovis
Lineage: Eukaryota; Metazoa; Nematoda; Chromadorea; Rhabditida; Rhabditidae
Source: the annotation of a GenBank genome assembly